GAGAUUGAUUAUUUGAACGUCCUGGGCCUUGCAUUCCUUGGAGGAACACAUUUCUUCUCGUCAUUUUUUUUUUUACUCUUCCACCUUUUCUCGGACUGACAGCUUGAGGCUUUGUUUGUUUUUCUCUUCUUUCUUUUUUUUGUGGGGGUUAUUCCCACCCAGGAGACGUGCCAACGCCACCAGCACUAGCAGCAGCAGCAGGAGCAGCAGCAGCAGAGGAAUAUCUCCCAAUAUCCCAUCCCGGGCACGUCGGAGAAGCUGCAGCAGCGGAAAACACGAGGCGAAUAUUGCGGUGGAACGGGAGCAUGCUCCGCGGGCUUUCACACCUCUCGCCCUGGCUCGGUACGGUAGGAUAAAGACUGAGGCACUUUGGGCUUGUUAUGGGGGUGACCGGAAGGAGAGAGUGACAGAGGAACAGUGAUGCUACUGUUUACAUAACGAGAGACUAACACUGGCACACACACUCCACAUACACACACAAACAUCCACAUUCAUGCACACAUGCUCAGAUCGCCAGUACAGGACAUACACACUGGCUUUAAACACUACCACACACACAAUCAAGGGAGUCGCUGACUGAGUCACCACACACUCAGAGGCACAGAAUCACUGACUCACACGCAGGAGCAAACACACAAACUGACACACACACACACACACACACACCAGAGGAAAAGGUUGUUGUUUUUAAGAGCUAGGGUUGUGUGUUGUAUGUGUGCUAUGAGCCAAACUGAGCAGCAGCUCUGUACGACCGUUUGAUUCCUCUGAAGGGUCAACACAGCCGUAACCCUCACCUUUCAGUCCCCUUUCUCCUCCCCUUGCAUCCCUAAUCUCCCAGCUUUCCCUAAACGCACCAUCAUGUCCAAUCUGAGGACCGGGAGAAAUCCCUCUAUGGGGUUUCCAUCCCUCUUCCUCCUCCCCCUCUGCCUCUCCGUUUCCCUCUAUCCCGCCUCCACCUUGGCGCAGCAGACCGUGCCUGUCAUCUCCACAGCGCAGGGGCGAAUCCGUGGUAUGUUGACCCCUCUGCCCUCGGACCUCCUGGGACCUGUUAUCCAGUACCUGGGAGUACCUUACGCUAGGCCUCCCACGGGGGAUCGCCGCUUCCAGCCGCCGGAGCCUCCUCUGCCCUGGCCGGGAAUACGAAACGUGACGCAGUUUGCUCCGGUGUGCCCACAGUCGCUGGAUGAGAGGAGCAUGCUGGGAGAUAUGAUGCCGUCCUGGCUCACGGCGAAUCUGGAUAUAGCGGCCACGUACCUCACUCAUCAGAGCGAGGAUUGUCUCUACCUCAAUAUCUACGUGCCCACAGAAGAAGACAUCCAUGAGGAGGGGGGGCAGCGGCCGGUGAUGGUCUACGUCCACGGGGGCUCGUACACAGAAGGCACCGGGAACAUGAUGGAUGGCAGCGUGCUGGCAAGCUACGGCAACGUCAUUGUCAUAACCCUCAACUAUCGCCUUGGAGUGCUGGGGUUCCUAAGUACGGGCGAUCAGGCAGCAAAAGGGAACUACGGCCUGCUGGAUCAGAUUCAGGCUCUGCGCUGGGUGAAGGAGAACAUCGCGGCCUUCGGAGGAGACCCGGGCAGAGUGACGGUGUUUGGAUCUGGGGCUGGGGCGUCCUGUGUCAGCCUGCUCACCCUGUCUCACUACUCUGAGGACCUGUUCCACAGAGCCAUCAUCCAGAGCGGCAGCGCUUUAGCCAGUUGGGCCGUCAACUACCAGCCCAGCAAGUACGCCCGACAGCUGGGGGAGAGGGUGGGCUGCGGCAUCGACGACAGCACCCAACUGGUCGCCUGCCUCCAGGGCCGGAGUUACCGGGAGCUGGUGGAGCAGAACGUAACGCCGGCUAAAUAUCACACGGCUUUUGCCCCGGUGAUUGAUGGAGAUGUCAUCCCGGAUGACCCCCAGAUUCUGAUGGAGCAGGGAGAGUUUCUGAACUACGACGUGAUGCUGGGGGUUAAUCAGGGCGAGGGCGUGAAGUUUGUGGAGGGCAUCGUGGACUCGGAGGACGGUGUCACAGCCGAGGACUUUGACUUUGCUGUGUCAGACUUUGUGGAUAGCUUGUAUGGAUACCCGGAGGGCCGAGACACGCUGAGAGAGAGCAUAAGGUUCAUGUACACGGACUGGGCGGACCGCGACAACGCAGAAACACGGCGGAAGACCCUGGUAGCAUUAUUCACGGACCACCAAUGGGUGGCGCCCGCCAUCGCCACCGCCGACCUCCAUGCUCAGUACGGCUCACCUACCUACUUCUACUCCUUUUACCACCACUGCCAGAGCGAUGCCACGCCCCCCUGGGCCGACUCUGCUCAUGGCGAUGAGGUGCCCUACGUCUUCGGCGUGCCCAUGGUGGGACCCACUGAUCUGUUCAACUGUAACUUCUCCAAGAACGACGUGAUGCUGAGCGCCGUGGUCAUGACUUACUGGACCAACUUUGCCAAGACUGGUGACCCAAACCAGCCGGUGCCUCAAGAUACAAAGUUCAUCCACACCAAGCCCAACCGCUUCGAGGAAGUGGCGUGGUCGAAGUACACGCCCAAAGAGCAGCUGUACCUCCACAUUGGCCUGAAGCCCCGAGUCCGAGAUCACUACCGUGCCACCAAAAUCUCCUUCUGGCUCCAGCUGGUCCCUCACCUACAUCAUGUCAAUGAACUCCUGCAAUCAGUGUCCUCCUUCACGCAUAGUCCCUCGCCACAGGAUGACACGCCGUACUCUUACACCAAGCGUUUAUCCAAAGGUUGGCCGCCCAGCAGCACACGCCAUCCCAGUUCACAAGGAGGCACCCCGCAGCCGCCGGAGUCAGCUUUGGGCCAAGGUGGAGGGGAGGAGGGGGUCCGCGUUCCCAAUGAGGACUACUCGACAGAACUGUCGGUGACGAUCGCCGUGGGGGCGUCGCUGUUGUUUCUAAACAUCCUGGCUUUUGCAGCGCUGCUUUACAAAAAGGAUAAGAGGCGUUUGGAGCACCGUCGGCCACGGCCACUUCCUCCACCCAGACGAGAUAUCACAGCUGCUGACGUGGCUGCCCACCUGCAGGGGGAGGGGCUGAUGUCCUUACAGGUGAAGCAGCUGGAGUGCGACGCAGCAUCAGCAGACGAGAGGAACAACGCCCACCACCAUCACACUCUGGACACUCUGGACGCUCUGGACGGUCUGGACACCCAGGACAUUUACAGCACCCUGGAUACCGUGCGCCUCACCUGCCCGCCCGAUUACACGCUCACCUUGCGCCGCUCGCCUGACGACGUCCCCCUCAUGACCUCUCUGACUCCGGGAUCGCUGCCCGUGACCCCCGGGUCACAUCCCGUGACCCCGGCCACGCCGAUGACACCCAUGACCCCAGGAUCCGUAGUGGGGAUGAGGAUGGGGCAUCCGCACCAGGGAUACACACAUCAUAGCCCGUAUAGUAAUACACACUUGCCACACACACACAUCUCCACGCACACACACUCCACCACGCGUGUAUAACCGCAGCAAGAAACAGAGACGUAAACACAACACCAACACGCAUACAAACACGCCACACAGAAACAAGGGACUUAAAUACCUCUACUAAUUACCCUGCAGGAUUGUUACAGACGGAGAGAGGGACUUUUUCAGUAACAGGAUGAAGAGACAGACAGCUGUGUGAUGCAUGUCGGGGAACUAGAGACGAGCUGGAUGCUGGGAGAUGCAGUUCUAUGCAUCAUUUGCUCUUAACCUGGAACAAGACGAGCCGAGACAUCCUUCUCCAACUCCUGCUUUGGAUAUUAAACCUUGAGCUUUUUCUACACCUGAGGAGGAAGAGGAGGAGCGCUGUGCCACAAAGGGUCAGUUGUACGGAUCACCUUACGUCUCCUGCUGUAGUCGUGCCGGGACAGAGCAGAGCAGAUGCAGGACUGAGCUCAGAAGUUACCACACACAGACUGCUGAUGUCAACUUGAACAACCUGUGAAAUGUGAAUGUAGCAUUUUUUUCCAUUAAAAGAUCAAAGGCCCUAUCUGCCAAGGAUCAAACUAAGCUGAGGAGAAAAAUAACACAUUUUAAACACGACAGAGCGAGAGAGACGGAGAGAGGUGUUUAAAGUGACAGGGAUUAAAAAAUAAACAGCAGCUGAAGGAAAAGUUGGUCAGAUGGUGGAAAAGAGAUUAUAGGGGGAGGAUUUAUCACAUAUGAGAGCUAAAAGAGAGAUGGAGUGAUACGGAAAACACUGGAAGGAUAAACUUCAGAAGAAGAAAGGGCCUCUGAAGUGUCUGAGGAAUCACUCUAACCAGCUAAGUGUUCAACUCUUGUAAAUAGAAUGGAAAGAUCCAGAUGAUAUAUUAUGAUUUAUAGCAUUUACCUGCUCUUGCAUUAAAAACAUGACUUAUUUAA
Molecule: messenger RNA, 4344 nt
Organism: Cheilinus undulatus (humphead wrasse)
Lineage: Eukaryota; Metazoa; Chordata; Actinopteri; Labriformes; Labridae
Product: neuroligin-4, X-linked-like
Exons: 9
Coding region: 859-3459 (866 amino acids)
Biological process (GO): neuron cell-cell adhesion; synaptic vesicle endocytosis; modulation of chemical synaptic transmission
Cellular component (GO): synapse; postsynaptic specialization membrane; cell surface
Molecular function (GO): signaling receptor activity; neurexin family protein binding
Source: RefSeq, a predicted model, not a curated record